Megalobrama amblycephala (Wuchang bream) is the source of this 4608-nucleotide messenger RNA. RefSeq names its product dihydropyrimidine dehydrogenase b (gene dpydb). Lineage: Eukaryota; Metazoa; Chordata; Actinopteri; Cypriniformes; Xenocyprididae. Gene Ontology annotation, biological process: thymine catabolic process; uracil catabolic process. The record is from RefSeq and is a predicted model, not a curated record. Gene Ontology annotation, cellular component: cytosol; cytoplasm. Bases 232 to 2382 code for a protein of 716 amino acids. Gene Ontology annotation, molecular function: iron-sulfur cluster binding; uracil binding; dihydropyrimidine dehydrogenase (NADP+) activity. The transcript has 17 exons.
CACUAGAUGUGAGCAGCGUUGGUUUAAGAAUAGCUCUUUAUCAUGUCUGCGUCAAAAAAAAAGUUCACAGCUGCUGCUGAUGUGAGAUGUGUGCGGUGUCAUAAUGGACUAGUCGCGUGUUUUACGCGCGCUCACUAAAGUUCUGAGCGCGUGCUUAGAUCUACUAGUGUCAAGAGCUCUCGCGUCUCUUAACGGAGGAGAGAUCGGAUCAUAUACUGCAGACCGGACAUAAUGGCUACUAUGUUGAGCAAAGAAUUACCGGAUAUCGAGAGUAUCCUCGCCUUGAACCCAAGGGUGAAGACUUAUGCAAAUCUCCAUUCCACCGCCUCUAAGAAGAAUGAGAAGAAGCACUGGAAGAGAAAUCCAGAGAGGAGCUGCGAUUCUUGUGUGAAUUUGGAGAACAACUUCGAUGACAUCAAGCACACGACUUUGAGCGAGCGUGGGGCACUUCGGGAAGCGCUGAGAUGCCUGAAAUGUGCAGAUGCUCCUUGUCAGAAAAGCUGCCCCACCAAUUUGGAUAUCAAGUCUUUCAUCACCAGCAUUUCCAACAAGAACUACUACGGUGCUGCCAAGGCAAUACUGUCUGAUAACCCUCUGGGUUUGACCUGUGGCAUGGUGUGUCCCACCUCUGAUCUGUGUGUGGGGGGCUGUAACCUCUAUGCCUCUGAGGAAGGCCCCAUCAAUAUUGGUGGGCUGCAGCAGUUUGCUACUGAGGUGUUCAGCAAGAUGGGCAUCCCUCAGAUCAGGAAUCCAGAGCUUCCCCCGGCAAAGGAAAUGCCAGAGAGCUACCACACAAGGAUUGCUCUCAUUGGCUGCGGCCCUGCCAGCAUCAGCUGUGCCUCCUUCCUUGCUCGUCUAGGCUAUGACAACAUCACCAUCUUCGAGAAACAGAAAUACAUUGGUGGCCUCAGCACUGCUGAAAUUCCUCAGUUCCGUUUGCCCUACGAGGUGGUGCAGUUUGAGAUUGAUCUGAUGAAGGAUCUUGGUGUAAAGGUUGUUCUUGAAAGGGGGCUGGGGCAGAACGGGAUGACUCUGACCUCGCUGAAGGAGGAGGGCUUCCACGUGAUCUUCGUUGGCAUUGGUCUUCCACAAGCAAACAGGGACAAGAUAUUUGAAGGCUUGACCACAGAACAGGGAUUCUACACAUCAAAGGAUUUCCUUCCUUUGGUUGCAAAGGCCAGUAAAAUAGGCAUGUGUAAUUGCCGUUUGCAGCUGCCAAAGCUGCAUGGGAAUGUGAUAGUCCUGGGCGCAGGAGACACAGCGUUUGACUGCGCCACCUCUGCUCUCCGCUGUGGAGCUCGACGAGUCUUUGUGGUCUUUAGAAAGGGCUUCACCAACAUUCGCGCUGUUCCAGAAGAGAUGGAGGUGGCCAAAGAGGAAAAGUGUGAGUUCCUACCAUUCCUGUCCCCUCGUAAGGUAAUUAAGAAAGAUGGGCAUGUCGUAGGCCUGCGUUUCUGCCGCACAGAGCAGCAGGAUGAUGGCACCUGGAUUGUGGAUGAGGAGCAAAUUGUACACCUGAAAGCAGACUUCAUCAUCAGUGCCUUUGGCUCCAUGCUGAACGAUCCAGCAGUGAAGAAGGCCCUGGAACCAGUAAAGCUGAACGGAUGGGGGACACCUGAGGUGAACUACGAAACCAUGCAGACCAGUGAACCCUGGGUGUUUGCCGGCGGAGACAUCGCCGGCUUGGCCAACACCACCGUGGAGUCUGUCAACGAUGGCAAACAAGCUUCCUGGCACAUCCACAAGUACAUCCAGUCCCUUCAUGGUAAUACAGUAAGCACCACUCCUAAACUGCCCUUGUUCCACUGCGCCAUCGAUACAGUGGACAUCAGCGUGGAAAUGUGCGGGAUCAAGUUUCCUAACCCGUUUGGGCUGGCCAGCGCUCCACCCACAACCAGUGCAGCCAUGAUCCGCAGGGCCUUCGAGCAGGGCUGGGGCUUUGCCCUCACCAAGACCUUUGGCCUGGACAAGGAUUUGGUGACAAAUGUUUCACCUCGAAUCGUGCGUGGGACCACCUCAGGCCACAUUUUCGGUCCCGGCCAGGGCUCGUUCCUCAACAUCGAGCUCAUUAGUGAAAAAACAGCCGCCUACUGGUGCACGAGCGUGGCUGAACUCAAAGCCGACUUCCCCAAAAAUAUUAUCAUUGCCAGUAUUAUGUGCGGUUAUAACCAAGCUGACUGGACUGUGCUGGCAAAGAUGGCUGAGGACUCUAAAGCUGAUGCUCUGGAGCUAAACUUGUCCUGUCCUCAUGGCAUGGGAGAGAGAGGUAUGGGACUGGCCUGUGGACAGCAUUUAUCCAGUGCUCCAGCAUUUCUGUUAUUUUCUUUAUAUUGCCUUCCUGGUGAUGGUCUACGAGGGACAUUUGCAGAGUUUGUGGAGUAGGGGCUGGUGAGUUGUGAUUCUCCAUUCACUGUCUACUCUGCUGAGGAAAACAUCACCAGCCCCACUCCAGACCCAGACAGGCAUAUUGCCCGAACCCACCACAGACCCUGACUCCAUGCCCGCCACGGAGCCUGAGCUAAUACUAAAGGCCAUCUACUUCAUGGAGCCCACGUACAAGGUGGAGUCUGACCAGGUGCUUGAACCGGCUACAUUGUUCGAUCCCUUGGCUCCGCCUCAAUUCACCGAACCCGUCACUCCACCUCAGCCUGUCAACCAGUCGGCUCCACCUUGGCUCCUCCCUCGGCUCCACCUGGGACCGUCAUCCUCCCUCGUCCCUUCGGCUCCACCUUGGUCUGUCAUUGUUCUACCUCCACCACGGAUUUCCGUGCCUUCAGCUGUGCUUUGUCCCUCCACACCUUUGGCUAUGUCUGGCUCCCUCUCCCACAACUCUGCCUUGGUCUACAGUCCCACCAGCUUCGCCUCAGUCCUCUGGCACCCAGGCUCCACCUUGGAUGCUCAUCGCUGCAUCUCCACCUCGGCCUCCAGGACCAUCAGUGUUGCUAGGUCUCUCUGUCUCCUCGUCUCCUACUCUCCUUGCUCCAACCCUGGUGGUUAGACUUCUGACUACACCCUGGCUUCUCCCACCAUCGGUUCUGCCGUGGGCCUUCGUCCUGGCAGGUCAGCUGUAUGUUCCUUCCAUCAUUGCCUCCCUAGCUCCUCCCUCCUUCAUCACCACUGUGGUCCCUCUAUCAGCUCCUCCCAGUUUCUGCCGGUAUCCAAAUUUUUGUCCUUAUCCAGAGCCCCGCCUUCUCUCCUCUGUUGGACUUUAUUUAGUUAGCAUUAAGGUGUGCCUUAAGGGAUGGGGUAUUAUGUCAGGAGUAUGUUUGGUUCAUUGUGUUUUGGUUUGGUUCUGUUAAGUUCCCAUUUGCCUGUGUUCCCUUUGCUUGUUUGUUUCCAUGGUUCCUUAUUAGUACACACCUGUUUCUGUUCCAGUUAACUAGUUCACUCUGAGUAUAAAUAGCCUUCAUUUUCUGUUCAUCCCUGUCCAUUCUCAUGUCUAUUUUAAGUUGGUUUUGUGUAUCUUGUUCUCUUGCAUUUAUCUAGUGCUCUAGCAUUUCUGUUAUUCUUUUUAUAUUGCCUUCCUGGUCAUGGUUCUUGAGGGACAUUUUCAGAGUUUGUGGAGUGGGUGCUGGUGAGUUGCCGUUUUCCAUUCACCGUCUACUCUGCUGAGGAAGACAUCACCAGCCCCACUCCAGACUCAGACGGGCAUACUGCCUGAGCCCACCACAAACCCUACGCGCAUGACUGCCACAGAGCCUGAGCCCAAGCUAAUGCUGAAGGUCAUCUGCGUCAUGGAGCCUGCGUACAAGACGGAGUCUGACCAAGUGCGUGAGCCAGCUACAUAAUCCGAUCCCCUUGCUCCACCUCCAUUCACUGAGCCCGUCACUCCACCUCAGCCUGUCAACCAGUCAUCUCCACCUUAGCUUCUCCCUCCCUUGACUCCACCUGGGACCGUCAUCCUCCCUCAUCCAUUUGGCUCCACCUUGGUCAGUCAUCGCCCUGUCUACACCAUGGACUUCCGGGCCUUCAACUGUGCUUCAUCCCUCCACCCCUUUGGCUCCGUCGGGCUCUGCCUUCCUGCGGCUACACCUUGGUCUUCAGUCCCACUGGCUCCACCUCAGUCCCAGGCUCCACCUCGGAUGCUCAUCACUGCAUCUCCAUCUCGGCCUCCAGGACCAUCUGUGUUGCUAGGUCUCUCUGUCUCCUCGUAUGGAGUAGGCUACCUGUAUGCUCCUGUCAUCGCCGUCGUGGUCCCUCUAUCAGCUCUUCCCAGUUUCUGCCUGUCUCCAGCUUCUCGUCCAGGGCCCCUACCUUCUCUCCUAUCUUGUACUUUAUUUAGUUGGCGUAAGGACUCUUAGUCUUUAUUUAGUUGGCGCAAGGCCUUACAGGAGGGGGUGUUAUGUCAGGAGUAUGUUUGGUUCAUUGUGUUUUGGUUUUGGUUCUGUUAAGUUCCCGUUUGCCUGUGUUCCCCUUGUUGGUUUGUUUUCAUGGGUCCUAAUUUGUAUUAAUUAGUUCACUCUGUGUAUAAAUAGUGCUCAUUUUCUGUUCAUUCCUGUCCAUUCUAUGUUAAGUUGGUUGUGUGUAUCUUGUUCCCCUACGUUUAUACAGUGCUCCUGCACUUCUGUUAUUUUGUUUAAAUUGUUAAAUAAAGAGACUAUUGCAUUA